Molecule: messenger RNA, 1899 nt
Organism: Cryphonectria parasitica EP155
Lineage: Eukaryota; Fungi; Ascomycota; Sordariomycetes; Diaporthales; Cryphonectriaceae
Exons: 9
Coding region: 1-1899 (632 amino acids)
Biological process (GO): transmembrane transport
Cellular component (GO): membrane
Molecular function (GO): myo-inositol:proton symporter activity
Source: RefSeq, a predicted model, not a curated record
AUGGCCGACGAGAAACGCCACCGGUCGUCCUCGGCCGGCUCCAAGCCCGACAUUGAGCAUCUGGAUCGUGUUGGCUCUCCUGCAGCCUCAUCACCCACCAACGCUGCGGGCGAUGGUCUUGCGGACCGCCGUCGUGCCUCUGCCAAGGCAGAGAAUCCACUUGCAGAAGUCUGCGAGAAAGACCUGAUACGCAUGUCUGAAGAUUACUGCGACCGCCAUGGGUUUGAUAACGAGGAAGACCGGAGGGUGUUCAAACUUGGGGCCCUGAUCGCUGGGAACGACUUCCAAUGGGAUGAUAUCUCGGGUCUCACAGCCGAAGAGAUAGCAGGCCUCGAACUCGAGCGUGAUCACAAAUACAAGAGUCUACCAAAGACACUCGUGGGGGUGGUUGUCGUUUGUGCCCUCUGUGCUGCCGUGCAGGGAAUGGACGAAACAGUCGUCAACGGUGCGCAGAGCUUCUACAAGACCCAGUUCGGCAUCGGUGAUUCGACUUCGCAGCGUGACACUUGGCUGUUGGGACUGCUCAACAGCGCCCCGUACCUGUGUUGCGCCUUCAUCGGUUGCUGGCUUACUGAGCCUAUGAAUGCGAAACUCGGCCGUCGCGGGACCGUCUUUGUUGCUUGCAUCAUCUCAGCUCUGGCCUGUCUGUGGCAGGGCUUUACAAAUACCUGGUACCAUAUGUUCAUCGCCCGUUUCUGCCUGGGUCUCGGAAUUGGACCCAAGUCUGCUACGACUCCCAUGUUUGCUGCCGAAUGCGCUCCGCCCAAGACACGAGGAGCUCUGGUGAUGCAGUGGCAGAUGUGGACAGCGUUCGGAAUUAUGAUGGGUUAUGUUGCCGACCUCGCUUUCUACUUUGUCCCUGACCGUGGCAUCGCCCUGGGUCUGAACUGGCGGCUCAUGAUGUCGAGCGCCAUGAUUCCUGCUGUCGUCGUCUGCUGUCUGAUCCCCUUCUACCCGGAAAGCCCACGCUGGUACUUGACCAAGGACAGACACGAUGAUGCCUACAAGGCCAUCUGCAGGCUCCGCCAUCACAAGAUCCAAGCCGCCCGCGACCUCUUCUACAUGCAUGUUGGCCUCGAAGCUGAGCGGGCAGCCAUGUCUAUCGGCAAGAGCAGCCGCAUCAAGGAGAUCCUAACCGUUCGACGUAAUAGGAACGCUAUGCUGGCCUCGGAGGUCGUGAUGUUCAUGCAGCAGCUUUGCGGAGUUAAUGUAAUUGCGUAUUACUCAUCAGAAAUCUUCUUGGAUGCAAACUUUACCGAGACGUCUGCCCUGGCAGCGUCUCUCGGUUUUGGCAUCGUCAACUUUCUGUUUGCUAUACCAGCUAUCUACACAAUCGACACUUUCGGGCGGCGUAACUUGCUCCUGACUACGUUCCCACUAAUGGCAGUGUUUCUGUUAUUCACUGGAUUCAGUUUCUGGAUCACCGACUCAACCGCGCGAAUCGCCUGUAUCGCCCUGGGAAUCUAUCUUUUUGGAGUCGUGUAUUCUCCUGGCGAGGGUCCUGUGCCCUUCACCUACAGCGCCGAGGCCUACCCGCUGUACAUUCGACCCAUCGGGAUGUCACUGGCAACCGCCACGACCUGGUUCUUCAACUUUGUCCUAUCUGUGACAUGGCCCUCGAUGCAGUCAGCGUUCAAGCCACAAGGCGCGUUUGGUUGGUAUGCCGGGUGGAACAUCAUCGGCUUCUUCCUCGUGCUCUUCUUUGUGCCCGAAACCAAGGAGAAGACGCUGGAGGAGCUGGACUCGGUAUUUAAUGUGCCGAUGAAAAGACACGCUCUGUACGGCCUGGAGCAGUUUGUCUACUUUAUUCAUAGGUACAUUCUCUGGCGGCACGUGGACAAGCCACAGGUGCCGCAUGAUGAGAGCGAACGAGAGGAUGAUCCCAUGAGGCGGGUGUAA